AUGCCUCCACGAGAAGAGAGCAGCACAGACUUCUUUCCAGAUUUUGUUGGCAGUGAAAUGCUUAAGUUGACAUUCAGUAAAGGACCGAAAAACUAUCAAGGAUUUGUUCUGGGGAGAGAAUCGCAUACAUGCGACAUUGUUCUAGCCUCACAAACAUCGCCAGACGUCAGUGGAUCCCAUUGUUUUUUGACAUUCAACGAGUAUGACCAACUUAUUCUUCAUGAUACGUCCACCAACGGAACAAUUGUUAGCUACAAUGGGAAAGGUGCAGAGAACCGCAAGAAAUUCUCUUGGAUCGUUGCUGGGCAUCCCGUCCCCGACGAAGAAAUGCACGACAUUGUUAUCCAGCUGGGUAAAGAUCUCUCAUUUCGAAUUGUAUGUGCCAAGCGUACAAAUGAAGAGGAAUACACAGCCAAGAUCCGCCAAUUUCGCAGCGAUUUGGAAAAGUUGGAGGAAUCAGCCCUCGAUAGUCUAAAUCUAGAGAGCAGACUCAUAACUGCCCACUACACCCAGUCGCAUUCCCCCCGGCAAGAGCCUCUCCUCCUGGCGUUAUCAGAACUCGGCAGGGGCGCCUUUGGUGUUGUCACUUGUCUCUGGGAUGUGAGUUGCGGCGUUACCUAUGCACAAAAGACGCCCUUAGCGGCCCAAACGAAGCACAUGGCCCAAAGCGAACACGAUCAGCUUAUAGAGGAAUGGGGGAACGAAAUUGACCUGCUGAAAAGCGUUUCACAUCCUAUCGGCUCUGGAAUAUUUACAUGGACUGAGCCCGCCCAUUGCGCAUCGAGAUACAAACCACAAAAUAUUCUUGUUUUGCAUCGUGACCCUCUUCACAUCAAACUUGCAGAUUUUGGCCUUGCAAAAGAGGGUUCCCUGCGGACAAAAUGUGGCACACAGCGUUACUUCCCCCCUGAGAUCGCUGAACGCUCACGCUAUUGGAAAUACCGGGAACUGUAUACACACGCAGUUGAUAUUUGGUCGCUUGGGGUUGUCAUUCUAGAAUUGACUCACGGCCUUCCUUCUGGCGGAGCCCGAGACCCCGACUGGGGUAAUAAAAUCAUCGACAAAGUCAACUCAUCGCCAGAUGCGAUAGCUGAAUUCUUGUCUACCGCCAUGAUAGUCAAGGAUCCAGCGAAACGGUAUUCAGCAAGUCGAUGUCUUGAUGAAGCAAAACAGCUACUUGCUCCCUCCCGAACUGGUCACCAAACCCCGACCGCCACUUCUUAUGCCGCUGGAAGCAAAACAACAGCAAUUUUCCGUGGUGUCGGGAAGCAGCUUACAACACCACAUAGCCCUGCAUCUCCGAUACGUAAAAAGCAUUCUCGGGUGCUGAGAUCGUCGUUGACAUCACCGACAAGCACUAUAACGCCCCACAAACGUCACCCAGCAACCCUUCAUGCUCGUCCGUACGAAGAACAGCUCCGAGUGCAGGAUCCAGCUUGUGUUGUAUCUUCCCCCGCCCAAUUGGGCCGACAAGAUCCAUCUGACUGGGAUAUACCUCCCCACCCUAGUCUCCCCCAGAGCAUCCUUCAGAAUGAAUAUGGGUCGCAAAAUAAUCCGGAAGCGUACCAGCAGACAAACGAGCCGUAUUAUCCGACGAGGCCAUUGCAACCCUUCUUGAACAACGCCACGACUAGCCCUUCUCCACCUUAUGUCCCCGCAAGCAUUCAUCACUAUGGAUUUGGACCACAGGAUGAUUUCGAAUGGUAUCAGCAGACGACUGGGCAACAACAAUCAGCAGGAUACUCGCAAACCUCAAGCAACGCCAUGACUGAGCCUUCGCGACACUACCCCCCCGCCCCACCGGGAAGCAUGCAUCAGUAUGAAUAUAGAUCACAAAAUGAUUUUGAAGGGUGCCAGGUCCAGCAGGCAAAUGUGCAGCACCAGUCAACAAGGCGGUCGCAGAGGCAUACAUCCAGGUCUACACCAGGUGAAGAGGAUGUGUCUCGUCGAUCACGCUAG
Messenger RNA from Blastomyces dermatitidis ER-3, 1959 nucleotides. RefSeq names its product serine/threonine protein kinase. The coding region runs from base 1 to 1959 and encodes 652 amino acids. NCBI's taxonomy places the organism in Eukaryota, Fungi, Ascomycota, Eurotiomycetes, Onygenales, Ajellomycetaceae. The record is from RefSeq and is a predicted model, not a curated record. Gene Ontology annotation, molecular function: ATP binding; protein serine/threonine kinase activity; protein binding. The transcript has 3 exons. Gene Ontology annotation, cellular component: cytoplasm; nucleus. Gene Ontology annotation, biological process: protein phosphorylation; meiotic recombination checkpoint signaling.